CCAUCCGAAACGGAUCCAGGAAUAUUGAUCAUCUUGUUUUCCUAUAAGAACUUAUCUCUCUGGUUGAAGGCAUCACAUACCAUGGACGACCGGCCACUCACACAACUUUACGCCGAGUCUUUUCAGGCUAAACGGCCAAUGCCCAAGUCAGUGUCCGCGCAGGAGUCUCAAGGUCAGGUUAACCACAAACCAACCAAGGGGACAAAGCAAGGGGAGAAGCAAGAAAAUUCUAAGAAUAUACUUCUUGGCUAUGCACAAGACGUUCCCCAGAGCAGCUCCCAAAGAGUGGGCCAGGCAGCUCAAUCGCCCGUUAUCCGGAGAGAGUCACCCUGGGGCACAUUGAACGAUCUUUUUACCUGUGAUCUUGCAGGUCCCGUAUCAAUUGCCGUCCAUGAAGAGGACCCUUCUAAGGUGAUUGCUGUCCGUGCAUUCUCCAAGAAGAAAGCAGAUAUAUGGCUGCAGGUACUCCGGCAGACCCACCAUCCCAACGUUAUCUCUGCAAACGAAAUCUUCAAGGACCAUGGCAUGACAUAUUUUACCGUUGAUGACCUGCCUCUGACUUUGGAACACCUGGUCGCCUGUGAUAUAUUCCCGUCUGAGCUACAGCUGGCUUCUAUACUUGCACAGGUGCUUAAUGGAGUAUCGCACUUACUAGAAAAUGGCUUUGAGCAUCAAUCCUUGACGUGUUCUAAUAUCCUCCUGGGGCAAGAUGGAACUAUUCAGAUUGGGGCUUUAGAGCACUGUAUCGAACGCGAGCCACAACAAUCUCAGACGCAGAUUCUCCGAUCGUUAGCAAAUAUCACAAUGUUUCUUAUGCAGAAGUAUCUGAAGCCUGAUGGUGUGAUUGGGAUUGACGGUACCCGUUGGCAGUCUGACUCAUUAGAGUUCCUGUCAGCAACGGCAUCGGUCGCAACCAUCCAAGACUUAAGAAAGCAUUCCCUACUCACGAAGCACCGCUGGUCUGCAGGCACGCUAGUCGGGCUUGCCCGUCUCUGCCUUAUCACUACACGCACUUUUAUCACGAAACCAUGGAUCCAAAAUUAAACGAGAUAGAAGACAAGGACAUGUCCUGAAUAUUUUUAGUUAUCUUAUCUGGGCGAAAGCAAGUAGUAUUUCGUAUAAUUUCAAACCGAAGCAGCGAAAUCAGGAUGGUACGGUCAGAAAUUGG
This is a messenger RNA of Aspergillus pseudotamarii, 1168 nucleotides long. RefSeq lists its product as uncharacterized. Gene Ontology annotation, biological process: protein phosphorylation. The transcript is spliced from 5 exons. The record is from RefSeq and is a predicted model, not a curated record. NCBI's taxonomy places the organism in Eukaryota, Fungi, Ascomycota, Eurotiomycetes, Eurotiales, Aspergillaceae. Bases 82 to 1044 code for a protein of 320 amino acids. Gene Ontology annotation, molecular function: ATP binding; protein kinase activity.